CAGUAUCGUGAUAUUAAUUUUUAACCUUUAAAAUUACUCAUGUGUUAUAUAUUUAUAAACGAUUACAAAUACUAGAGAUAUGGUAUGAGAACAACGCACGAGUGUCAGCUGUUUAGUUUUAUUUUGUCAUAUUGUGACAAAUUAAUUAAUACUUGUCCAAAACACUCACACAAGUAAUUAAUUUCGUUUAAAUUAAUUCAAACCUCAAGUGUGAUGUCAUUGUGAUAAAAUAUUUUUUAUUGGUCUAUAUUUCCAAUUUAAAAUGUCGUGGUUUUUCGGAAAGAAAAAGAACAAAGAAUCGCCAACAGAGUCAACGGAGGAGAUAUCAUCACCGUCAAGUCAAAAUGACGAUUAUAUAAUAAUUGAAAAGCAGGCAAAUCCAUUUGCACUGGGUCCAGAAGGUGUUAGUAAUAUUCCAUCAGGAUCAGGAGGACUUUACCCGACCUUGGGUGGUGAUCGUGGUGUGAACCUUCCAAUCGUUCCUCCUCUACCUGGAGCAAGAUCAUCGGCUUUAGCUGAUCAAAAUGCACUAGGUGAUACUCAAGCUUAUUUAAGUGUGAUUCCAUUUGAAUUGAAUAAAGAGUUAGAUAGAGACAUUGAGUUAGAUAGGCUUCGUGUUGACGAGAUUGCUAAUUUUAUUACCCGUAUUAUGAGUCAAGAUUAUCAGUAUGAUUUUAGCGUUGAGAAAGGUGUCAUUAAUGAAAUGGACGCUGCAACAGAAUGAGGCAUUAUUAUAAAUAAAUUUUUUUUUUUUAUAUUAUUUACUGGAACUUUAUUAAAAAUACUACGGCUGCCCAAUUU
Cotesia glomerata is the source of this 801-nucleotide messenger RNA. RefSeq lists its product as uncharacterized. The transcript has 2 exons. Bases 263 to 724 code for a protein of 153 amino acids. The record is from RefSeq and is a predicted model, not a curated record. NCBI's taxonomy places the organism in Eukaryota, Metazoa, Arthropoda, Insecta, Hymenoptera, Braconidae.